This is a messenger RNA of Hyaloscypha bicolor E, 553 nucleotides long. Its product is annotated as putative fatty acid-binding protein. Gene Ontology annotation, cellular component: cytosol. The coding region runs from base 77 to 460 and encodes 127 amino acids. Lineage: Eukaryota; Fungi; Ascomycota; Leotiomycetes; Helotiales; Hyaloscyphaceae. The record is from RefSeq and is a predicted model, not a curated record. The transcript has 3 exons.
GACUCCACCGUAACGGCAAUUUCAACUGGAGGAACCCUUACGAACCCCCAAGCAACUUCACGGCCUCCCACUCGCCAUGUCUCUCAAGAACGAUGCUUUCCCCUCUUCGGAGGCCUUUGAAGCCAUCAACGCUGCUCUCCAAUCGUCCGACACUGAGCGGAAAGAUGCAAUUAAGCAAGGAAAUGCCGUAUUCGCUUUCACGUUAAAGAACAAGGCCGGCGAGACGGAGAGCUGGCAUAUCGAUCUGAAGAACAAGGGAGAGGUAGGGAAGGGGCUUGGAGACAAGCCAACAGUGACCCUAUCACUCUCUGACGAUGACUUUGGCAAAUUGGUUAAUGGCAAGGCAAACGCCCAACGACUAUUCAUGGGAGGCAAAUUGAAGGUCAAGGGAGAUGUCAUGAAGGCCACCAAGAUGGAGCCGAUUUUGAAGAAGGCUCAGGCAGUGAAGGCAAAACUGUAGAUGCACUUGGCACUUGUAAAAUACUAUUUUUGACACUCAAAGCCUCUUAUUGGUAUCCUUGUGCUUGGACGUCCGGCCGUCCUCGAGUCACUC